This is a messenger RNA of Camellia sinensis, 957 nucleotides long. The record is from RefSeq and is a predicted model, not a curated record. NCBI's taxonomy places the organism in Eukaryota, Viridiplantae, Streptophyta, Magnoliopsida, Ericales, Theaceae.
AUGAUAGAAAUUGUUGAAAAUUGUUGUGCCACGGGGGCCUUGUCUCGUGUAUCCACACAAGGAACCCUUGACUCAAAUGAAGAAGAUGACAUGCUAAAUAAAUUUUGGAACCCUGAAGUUGGUGGGAGUAAUGCUGCUGAAGCCAUUCCUGUUGACUUAUUCGGCGAUGAGUACAUAGAUCUAGGGAAGGGCAAAAGUCACAAGUGGGGCCCUACAAGCAGCCAAACUGACAGUGGUCGUUCCAAAAAGUCACGAUCAAGUGGAUUCGAUGAUGUGUGCGCAGCUUUCACAUCCUACAUAAAGGCAAAAACAGAACAUUCACGUGCACGAGAAAAUGAGACAGAGGCUGUAAGUGCAGGUGGUGAUGAGUAUUCCCUUGAUGCAUGUCAAGAUGCAUUGCUAGAGCUUGGGGACAUACCACCGGUACAAUACGUUAGGGCACCGACACUGUUUAAAGAUAAGGAAUGGCGAAGACGAAACCAUGUGUCAUCCGACACAGAAAACAAUGCAAUGGAGAUCUCAUUAGAGGAGGAUGAGGAUUGUGUCGGUGCUACCGAUGACACAUUGGUGGGUGCAUGGGUCCCUGCUUCAAGACAAAAUACAUUCCGCGGUCUCAAAUCUACGGUAUCGCAAAAUGUACUCGCAGCUUGCGACUUUGACAUGUUGUUCACAUUUAUUAAUUCUGGAUGGGAAGGUAGUGCACACGACAACGCUAUUUUAAUUGACUCUAUUACAAGAGCUGAUCUACAGUUCCCACACCCACCCAAUGGGAAGUAUUAUUUUGUGGAUGCUGGUUUUAAGAACAUGCCUGGAUUUCUUGUCCCAUUUCAUUCCCAAUGCUAUCACUUGCAAGAGUUUCAUGGCCGUCAUUAUUCAGGACCCAAGGAAUUGUUUAACCAUCGACAUUCGUCAUUACGGAAUGUCAUAGAAAGAACAUUUGGUGUUCUGAAGAAGUGA